AUGUCGACGUCAAGCGACGGUGGUAGAACAGACGGUUCGAAAUCGCAAUCCGGUGUUCUGUUACGGCACUGCUUGGCCGGAGUAACGUCGGCGGCUAUAACAAAAACCUUGUCGGCUCCCUUGGACCGUAUAAUGGUGCAUAUGCAGGUGACCGAAUGCGACGGGUUUCGCGCGGCCGUACGGCACGUGUACUGCAAACAAGGGUUUUGGCAAGGGUUUUGGCGCGGCAACGGGCUGAACGUGCUCAAGUCGUCGCCCGAGUUCGCCGUCAAGUUCAGCUUGUACGACUACGUGAAACGGCGGUUGAAGGCGUACCACGGCGACGAAAACUUGACCAGCAGCGACAGGUUCGCGGCCGGAGCCGUGGCGGGCGUGUGCAGCCAGACGUUGAUGUACCCGCUGGAGAAUGCGAAAACGCGUCUGAUCGUCGGCAACCACUUGGGUAUUGCGGACGUGCUGACCAAAACUUACCGGACAGAUGGUGCUCGCGGUCUCUACAAAGGUUUCUGGCCCAACAUGGCAAGCAUUUUCGUGUACACGGGCAUUUUUUUAAUGACCUACGAACAUGUAAAACAAUUGCAGUAUGAUCGCAUGGCCGCGGGCGCUUGGCUCCCCGUCAGUCAUGAGUGGAUGGUACACUCGAUUUCAGCCAUGUGUUCGAGCGUUGUGGGCAUGAUUCUGUGCUAUCCGAUAUCCAGGAUCAUCACUAGACUUCAAAUCGAAAAUGGUUUAUGGACAUACAUGUAAUUAAUGUAAUCACGAGUCUCGCUACAUCAAGUUUGGG
Molecule: messenger RNA, 784 nt
Organism: Sipha flava (yellow sugarcane aphid)
Lineage: Eukaryota; Metazoa; Arthropoda; Insecta; Hemiptera; Aphididae
Product: probable calcium-binding mitochondrial carrier CBG00135
Exons: 4
Coding region: 1-747 (248 amino acids)
Biological process (GO): transmembrane transport
Molecular function (GO): ATP transmembrane transporter activity
Source: RefSeq, a predicted model, not a curated record